Cicer arietinum (chickpea) is the source of this 1101-nucleotide messenger RNA. RefSeq names its product CRAL-TRIO domain-containing protein YKL091C. The record is from RefSeq and is a predicted model, not a curated record. Lineage: Eukaryota; Viridiplantae; Streptophyta; Magnoliopsida; Fabales; Fabaceae.
UAGUAUUACGUUAUGUCAACGUAACUCUUCUCUAGACUUCUCUCUAUCCUCCACGUGUUCUUAUUCCUCUAUAUACCUCACUCUUCCUUCUUCUUCCUCUUCUCUUCAACACUCUCAAUUUUUCAAUACCAAAUGGCUGAAGGAACAGACUUUGCACUCAUCCAACUCAGAAACUCUCUUCAGAAGCUUGGUUCUUCUUCAGAGGGUUAUGAGGACCCUACACUAAUGAGGUUUUUGAUUGCUCGGUCAAUGGAACCAGAAAAGGCAGCAAAGAUGUUUGUCCAGUGGCAGAAAUGGAGAGAGACUAUGGUGCCUAAUGGGUUCAUUUCAGAUUCUGAAGUUCCUGAUGAAUUGGAAACUAGAAAGAUCUUUUUGCAAGGAUUGUCUAAGGAUAAAUACCCUGUGAUGAUUGUCAAAGCAAGUAGACACUUCCCUUCCAAGGAUCAGAUUCAAUUCAAGAAAUUUGUUAUACAUUUACUGGACAAGACAAUUGCAAGUGCUUUCAAGGGAAGGGAGGUAGGAAAUGAAAAGUUGAUUGGGGUUCUUGAUCUGCAGAAUAUUUCGUAUAAGAAUGUCGACCCACGUAGUUUAAUUACUGGAUUUCAAUUUAUACAGGCUUACUACCCUGAACGUUUAGCAAAGUGCUAUAUUUUACAUAUGCCAUGGUUUUUUGUGAGUGUUUGGAAACUAGUUUCUGGAUUCCUAGACAAAUCAACUCAAGAAAAGAUUGUAAUUAUAAACAACGAGAAUGAGAGAAAGGAGUUCAUUAGUGAUGUUAGUGAAGAAGUUCUCCCUGAAGAGUAUGGUGGAAGAGCAAAGCUUGUAGCUAUCCAAGAUGUUGAAGUCAGACCACUGGAAAAUGGAAAAACAAAUUGAUUAAUUAAAGUAUCUACAUGGAAAUCAAAUAAUCAUUUUAGAGUCUAGCAGGGGGCAUCUUAUAGUUUUAACUCCUUAAACAUCUAUAGAAUUUUAACCAGAGGACACGACAUCUACAUCAUAGGAUAGGAUAGACGUUACCUAUUCUAUAUUUAUGGUAAAUCAAAUUAUGAACUGAGAUAUGAUUUGAUAAUUUAUCAUAUAUGAUUUAUUUUAAAGUCUUGC